AUGAAGAUCUUAGCAUUUCUGGACGAAGAAGUGGAAGACGGUUCUUUGUUUAACUUUCUGUCUGAAGAUCGUCUCUUUUACAACACUGCCAUGAAUCUGAUCAUCUUAAUGGUGUUUUUAAAAGUUUCAGCUGGCCGGAUAACCUUUUACCAAUCUCAGGACAUCCUGGUUACUAACGUUGGGGGCACUGCAGAGAUUUCCUAUUACCCCAGUAUACCCUGGUCAGGGGGCAAUAUUUUCACCUGGUUUCAUAAGAAAAUGGGAGGAAGACUGGAAUUAAUUGUAUCUUGUGUUGACAAUAAGAGAGUAAAUAAAUAUUCCUGUGUGAUGUCUGAUAACUAUAGCAUCGGCCUGGAGAUCUACAACGUGGAGAAGAAUGAUUCGGGAGUAUAUUACUGUGGAUUUCGUACAAUAAGCAUCUCAUUUAGCAAUGGGACAACCCUAAUAGCAUUAGACAGUUCUCCCUCAGAGAGCUCAGUCCAUCUGCUGGGUUCAUCCCAGACUCUCCUCCCUGACAAAUCUAUCCAGCUGGCGUGUGUGCUACGUGACACUCGGCACAUGGUCCGUGUGAUCUGGAACAUCUCUGGGAUCCAUCACACGGGCAGGAUGGUCACUAUGGAAGAUCCCGAUGGUACCUGGACUUUCCUUAACCUCAUCUCAAUUCCCAGAGACACCUGGGAUCGCGGGGACAGUCUGUCAUGUGACGUCUGGUUAAAUUCCUCUGCUGUCACUGUCUACAGAAAUGUAUCCGAUUUAGAUAAAUCCUAUGGAGAAUAUCCUUCCACAUGUUUAUACUUUUUAAUAUUUGCCCCAGUAGGAGUAUUCUUGCUCUUGUCGGCAAUCAUCGCUCAUCUCACUUGGACCUACAAGCUAUCAGGAAAUAAAGUACAUUAUGCAAGUGGAUCAGAGAGCGAUACCCAGUCACUGUAUCUCCAGCCUGUUACAGACAUUAUGCUGCAUCCAACUGCAUGGAUCCCCUGUAUGUUACUGGCAGCAUUCCUCCCGGGAUCAGCUCAGCGUGACCUCCCUCUCCCAGUGUCCGGCCUUUUAUAUCAGUCUGUCCGUCUGUCCAGUGAUGUCAGUCUGACACAUCCUGUAGAAGACGUCUCCUGGACAUUUCAAAACAAUGGAGAAGAAAUCAGAAUCGCAAAGUUCCCAAACUCAAAGUUUAGGGUCUCUAAAAGCAAUCGGUUUAAUAACCGCCUUGAACCAUCUAACAUGACUGGAUUAACCAUCCGAGACCUGAGAACAGAGGACAGCGGGAUAUACACAGUGACAAUAACGCUUACAAACGGAGUAACACAUCAAGCAUCAUUUAAUCUCACUGUAUACGCACAAGAUGUCCCUGUCCAGGUGUCCGGCCUUGUAAAUCAGUCUGUCCGUCUGUCCCGGGAUUUACAUCUGACACAUCCUGUAGAAGAUGUUGUGUGGACAUUUCAAACCAAUGGAAAACCAUUCAGAAUUGUGUUAUUCAGUAAUUAUAAUUUUAAGAUCUAUGAGAGUCAGUUUACCAGCCGCCUUGAACCAUCUAACAACAUAACAGAAUUACUAAUCCGAGACCUGAGAAGAGAGGACAGCGGGAUAUUCACAGCGACAAUAGCCCUUAUAAACAGAGUAACACGUCUGUUAUUAUUUAAUCUCACUGUAUACGAACCUGUUCCUGUCCCGGAGAUAAAGACUGAACUGGAUAUAAACUCCACCAACUGGUGUAAUUUUACUCUCCAUUGCUCCGUUCCUACAAUCACCUCCACACUGUCCGUCAGCUGGCAGUGCAGACACACAGACACUGAGUACUGUCCCUUUAAUCACAAAGUGUAUAAUAAUAGGCGCACAGUCCGGAUCUCUCUGCAGCCGCAGUCACGUCACUCACAAUUCCUGUGUUUGGUACAAAACCCUGCGGACAAGAAAAAUGUGUCUGUUUAUACUCAGGAAAUCUGUUCUGAUUUUGGAAACAGAAAAAAAGGGUCUGAAAAAAGUGAGUGA
Messenger RNA from Pelobates fuscus (common spadefoot toad), 1983 nucleotides. RefSeq lists its product as uncharacterized. The transcript is spliced from 9 exons. NCBI's taxonomy places the organism in Eukaryota, Metazoa, Chordata, Amphibia, Anura, Pelobatidae. The record is from RefSeq and is a predicted model, not a curated record. Bases 1 to 1983 code for a protein of 660 amino acids.